Zingiber officinale is the source of this 505-nucleotide messenger RNA. RefSeq lists its product as uncharacterized. Lineage: Eukaryota; Viridiplantae; Streptophyta; Magnoliopsida; Zingiberales; Zingiberaceae. Bases 1 to 357 code for a protein of 118 amino acids. The transcript is spliced from 4 exons. The record is from RefSeq and is a predicted model, not a curated record.
AUGGAUCAUGACGAACAAUCUAAUGUGACAAAUUUUUCAAACUUUUCAGCUCCAACCAAGCAUCACCCCAGGCCUACGAUCCCACGGAGGGCACUACGACUGGAUGCAGGGACUAGGGACGACCUCACUGUCGACGCGAUAACGCUGGGCGAGGGCUUUCGGAGGCAGCUGAGGGAGAGAAAGAUUCGAAGGUGGGGAGAUGAACUUGAUUUAAAACUUGGUUGGUUAUUUAGCAAGACCUUGGUACGGAGUUUGGGGUAUUUCGAAUUGAAUUUGAUCGUAACCUUGCGAGGCGUGGUGCUAUUAGAGGACCAGAGGAGCAGUGGAAAAGGAAGCUCGAUGGACCCGACGACAUGAACACUAGGGCUGGGAGCACGCGAAGGACAAUGAUGGAAAAGACCAUAAUAGUUGAAAAAUUAAUUUCCAUAUUUAUUGCUUUUAUUUACUGUGAUGUGUGUGAUGUAUACUUGCUAGGUUAAAAUUCCUCACCUUAAAUAACUAAGUG